Molecule: messenger RNA, 1758 nt
Organism: Lasiodiplodia theobromae
Lineage: Eukaryota; Fungi; Ascomycota; Dothideomycetes; Botryosphaeriales; Botryosphaeriaceae
Product: Delta-1-pyrroline-5-carboxylate dehydrogenase protein
Exons: 3
Coding region: 1-1758 (585 amino acids)
Cellular component (GO): mitochondrial matrix
Molecular function (GO): L-glutamate gamma-semialdehyde dehydrogenase (NAD+) activity
Source: RefSeq, a predicted model, not a curated record
AUGGCUGCGCCGAAGGGAGGUAUGCAGAGCUUCGCCCAGCUCAGGUCGUGCCCGCGACCCCGCAUCAACACGCCGCAAUGGCCCUCGCGCGUCGCUUCCAGGAAGAUGGGCCAUUUGGCUACCUUCAAGGUGCCUGCCGUCAACAACGAGCCCAACCAACACUAUGCCAAGGGCUCCGUCGACCGGAAGAAGCUCGAGGAGGCGUUUGAGAGGAUGAGGAAGCAGGGCCCCGUCGAGGUGCCUGUCUAUGUCGGCGGCAAGGAGAUCAAAUCGUCCGCUGUCCACACUCAGAACAACCCGUCGUCCCACGCCGAACCCGUCGCUCGCUUUUCCAACGCCACCACCGCCAAUGUCACCACUGCCAUCGACUCUGCCCUGAAGGCCAAGACUUCCUGGGAGUCUCUUUCCUUCGCCGACCGUGCUGCUGUUUUCCUGAAGGCUGCCGACCUGGUCUCGACGAAGUACAGAUACGAUAUCAUGGCCGCGACCAUGCUGGGCCAGGGCAAGAACGCAUGGCAGGCUGAGAUUGACUCUGCUGCUGAGCUUUGUGACUUCCUCCGCUUCAACGUCCAGUACGCUCAGGAGACUCUGGCCAGCCAGCCGGUCCACCACUCUCCCGGUGUCUGGAACCGCGUCGAGUACCGCCCGCUGGAGGGUUUCGUCUACGCCAUCACUCCUUUCAACUUCACUGCCAUUGCCGGUAACCUUCCCUGCGCUCCGGCAUUGAUGGGCAACGUUGUAGUCUGGAAGCCUUCUCCCUCCGCCAUGGCCUCGAACUGGCUUCUCUACAAGAUUCUGCUCGAGGCUGGCCUGCCCCCUAACGUCAUUCAAUUCGUGCCCGGCGACGCCCAGGAAGUCACCAAGGUCGUUCUUGGCCACAGAGAAUUUGCUGCCCUCCACUUCACCGGUAGCACCCAGGUCUUCCGCAGCUUGUAUGGUCAGAUUGCCUCUGGAGUUGCCGAUGGCACCUACCAAGGCUACCCGCGCAUCGUUGGUGAGACUGGUGGCAAGAACUUCCACCUGAUUCACCCCUCUGCCAACGUCGAGAACGCUGCCAAGCAGACCGUGCGUGGUGCUUUCGAAUACCAAGGCCAGAAGUGCAGCGCCACCUCCCGCAUCUACGUCCCCAAGUCCCUUUGGCCCGCUUUCAAGGAAAUUCUCGUCGCUGAGACCUCUGCUCUGAAGAUCGGUGACCCCGCCGAUUUCUCCAACUUCUGCGGCCCCGUCAUCCACGAGGCUUCGUUCAAGAAGCUGUCCGGCGUCAUCGAUGAGGCCAAGAACGACUCCGAACUGGAGCUGCUCGUCGGCGGCAAGUACGAUGGUAGCAAGGGCUACUUCAUCCACCCGACCGUUUACGCUACUAACAACCCCGCCCACCCGCUCCUCAGCCGCGAGCUCUUCGGCCCUAUCCUCGUCGCCCACGUCUACGAUGAUGCUGCCCCCGAUGCCUUCUCUAAGAUUUGCCAGACUAUCGACCGGACUACCGCCUACGCCCUUACCGGCGCCGUCUUCGCUCAGGACAGGGAAGCCAUCCGCUUCGCCGAGGAGGCCCUCAGGAACUCUGCUGGUAACUUCUAUGUCAACUGCAAGAGCACCGGUGCCGUCGUCGGCCAGCAGCCUUUCGGUGGCGCUCGUGCCUCGGGCACCAACGACAAGGCUGGCAGCGCCAACCUGAUCAGCCGCUUCGUCAGCAUGAGGGCGAUCAAGGAGGAGUUCCUGCCUCUUGAGAAGGUUCCUUACCCUAGCAACGAGGUGUAA